Funneliformis geosporum is the source of this 1519-nucleotide messenger RNA. Lineage: Eukaryota; Fungi; Glomeromycota; Glomeromycetes; Glomerales; Glomeraceae. The record is from the annotation of a GenBank genome assembly.
AUGUCGACUCCAAUGGAUGUAGAUAAUAAGCAGAAUAAACGUGCUGGCGAAGCUUCAUUGUCUAAUGUAUUAUCCAGACAACGAGUUCACUUUGGCAGCAUUGAAGAAUCAGAGCGUCAAAAUAGAAGGAAGACAGCCGCAACCGCGGAGGACUUGAAUGGUGUUUCUUUAGAAGAUUUAGUUGACAAUUCGAUGAAUUAUGAAUUAUCCGAGUCUUCUAAAAAGGCACGCGAAGAACAUCAGGCAAUUUUAGACGAAUUUGAACGAAAGAAACGUGCUAGAACGCUCGCUGUACCAACCGAUGAUGGACGUGUUCGAUCAAAGCUUAGAGAGCUUGGAGAACCACAAUGUUUAUUCGGAGAAGGCCCCGGAGAUAGACGUGAUCGUUUAAGAUAUUUACUUUCAAAACUAGAAGGAACUGAAAUUGUACCUGAUGAAGAAGAAGAAACCGAAUCCGAGUCUGAGGAAGAGAAAGAAGAAGAGUUUUUCACCCAAGGAACUUUAAAAUUGCUAGAGGCUCGGCGAUGGAUGACCAGAUAUUCUUUACCAAAAGCAAGAGAUCGACUUCAACGGCAACGAUUAGAAUACGAUAUGCCAUUACCUCAAAUAAAAUCAUUACGAAAAGAUUUAUUUGCAGGAUUAAAGUCUUAUGCAAAUUUCAGUUCUCAAAUUGGAGAUGAUCGACCCAUUUCACAGUGCAGUUUUUCACCAGAUUGUAGUCUGAUUGCCACUGGUUCGUGGUCUGGAUUAUGUCGGAUAUGGAAUGUACCAAGUCACACGGACCGAGUUGGAGGAGUUGCUUGGCACCCGCAGUCAACUCUCUCCAUUGAUAGGAAUGUAGUAAAUUUGGCAUCAGGAGGAGCUGAUGAGUUGAUUAAUUUGUGGUCAUUGGAAAGUGAAAUACCAUUGGCAUCAUUACAAGGACAUACUGCCAGGGUAUCGAAGGUUGAUUUUCAUCCUUCGGGACGAUUUCUUGGAUCAGCCAGUUAUGAUGCUUCAUGGCGUCUCUGGGAUGUUGAAACUACAGAAGAGUUACUUUUACAAGAAGGACAUUCAAGAGAAGUCUAUGCUAUUAAAUUUCAAAUAGAUGGUGCCUUAGUUGCUACAGGUGGAUUAGAUGCGAUAGGAAGAGUAUGGGAUUUAAGAACAGGCAGGUCUGCUAUGGUUUUGGAGGGACAUGUCAAAGAUAUUUUAUCCGUGGAUUUUUCUCCAAAUGGCUAUCAAGUUGCUACUGGAAGUGCUGAUAAUACAAUUCGAAUUUGGGAUAUUCGUACUUUGCGAUGCGCCUAUAUUAUAGCUGCACAUAAAUCUCUCGUAUCAGAAGUAAAGUUUUUCAAUGGUUCAUUAUCAUUGGCAAGUGAAGAGUGGGCAAUUGGUAUAAAUCCCACUCUUUCUGGGUUAUAUUUAGUAAGUGGUGGAUAUGAUGGAUUUGUUAAAAUUUGGUCUGCAGACGAUUGGAAUUUGUUAAAAAGUUUAGCAGGUCAUGAUGGAAAAGUUAUGGCUGUAGACGUUUCUUCAG